Molecule: messenger RNA, 2837 nt
Organism: Opisthorchis viverrini
Lineage: Eukaryota; Metazoa; Platyhelminthes; Trematoda; Opisthorchiida; Opisthorchiidae
Exons: 8
Coding region: 255-2489 (744 amino acids)
Source: RefSeq, a predicted model, not a curated record
GCAAACGGGUUCCGGAUAGUUUAUACAAGACCUUGUCACAGGUGCAUAAUUCUGAAGCUUGCUGGAGGAGUAAACACUGUUGGCGAUUUUUCUACACUUCAGUUUCACUGUCAUGGUGGUUGAACACUUGACCGGUAUGCGUUACAGUAUUACAUGGAUUUUGCUGGGACACAUCAACUUCCUUACGUGCUUUAUUCUGCAUAUAGAUCCGGUCACUGAAUAGCAAAUAGAAGACUAAAUCGGAUCCGGAUCUCAUGUCCGUACCCACUGCCACACGCCCUUUCACGCUCCGCGACUUUCUCGACCUUACUGGGCUGGUGAACUCAAACAGUACUGCACUCCCCGUUCAGUCAUCAACCUCUUCAGACCCCUACAGCAUGGCUUAUUUGAACACGUACUCUGAUCACUCCGGUUCGCACUUAGCUUAUCCUAUGUGGAAUAGCCAAAAUGGGUUUUCAUAUCCACCGUAUUCAGCUCCACCGCCACCGGUUCCCUCCGGUAUUUCAGUGAUCCCAACACAGCUUGGUCAUCAAACUCAAUUGCCCGGCUACUCCAGCAGCAGCGCGCAUCGUGUACCGCCUAUUCCUCAACGCAGUGACAGUUUCCGAACACACGCCAAUCCAAACACAGAUAUACGAAAACGACCCCAACUAAGACGUUCAAACACAGUGGGGGCAAGCAAUAUUGGAGAUCGAAUCCCUGGUGUGGGAGAUCGCGUACCCAUCAAGGCUGACAAUAUAAGCUUCUCUGGUAAAAUGGACGCGGUCCCGCACAGACGAUUCAGUGAAGAACCAAGGUAUGGUCCCAAUGAACCGGACGGGUUGCGAUCCAACGAGCUAAUUCGACGAUUUCUCAUGCAACCCAACAAACGUAUCGCCCCAAUCGUUUCGACUGGUCCGUCACCAACGGAACGUGUGAUGCGAAAGUUUGUGACGGGAAUCACAUCUAAUCUGGAACGCUUCGAAGGAGUCCCUGUGACAUGCCCCACUUCAUCGUCUUCCUAUAUCGAAUCGAUACCGCAAACAACGCCUAGCAGUAUGGAUGCUGCUGGGUUUGGAAUUGCCACAAGAGGUGGGCGCGAGUAUACAGUAGAUGUCGGUGGUCCAGUGGCCAUCGAUCAGCCACGGUCGGGAAGUCUAUCCAAAUCUGGGAUACUACCGAACCGAACAACGCUGGCCUCUCACACGCCGGAACAGUUCAGUAUAUCAAAGACCCAACUUUCCAACGAGUCAAUCGAGUACAGCGAACCGGAAAUGGAUAUACCGGAUGAAUUACGAUUCACAGCCGAAAGGUUCCAAGGACAACUGACUAACCUACUUGAACUCUGCCCCACUAACCGGCCGUUCGAUUUCACCGCCAAUUCCAUGCGGUCUAGCCAAGAAAGCCUACCAUUUCAAUCCCGAUUCCAGCCAGAUCUGUCUGAGCUUCGGAAAGAAUAUGAGUACGAACUGGAACGCUUGACUAGGGAACAUGAACUACAAUUAUUCCGAGUCAAAAACCAAGGCGUCAUGAAAGUGUGCCAACUCACAGAUCGGAUCGAAGUGUUGGAACAGGAAGUCGAAAAAUAUCGUAUUCUAGCUGGGAUUGAAAGGCUUACAAAAUCUCCGAUUCUUGAUGAACACACCCGUGGUCAUGGACGUUUGAACGCAUAUAGAUAUUCCGAUGCUUCAGAAGAGGAUUCCAGACAUUCCUCAGCUGACGGACGAAGAAAACGUAUUCAGAGAGUUGGCUUUAGUGUGCCGGACGCAUACGACACUAGCCCCCCACAUACAAGGGCAACGGUGAGGCCGAGGGCAAGCAGCGAAGUAGCACACUCAUCCUUCGGUCAGUUUAAGUUGCGUGAGGAUGACCGGGUUCAUCGUUUAGAAGGUGUCACAGACCAAAUCUCACCUCCCCCUGCACCAGUAGAUGAUCUGGUAAGAACAAAAGCCUUUCUUCGGAAGUUCAAAGACUAUAGCAGCGGCACUACAGAUUCUGGGCUCGCCGGAUCCAAGGGCAGUCGCCACGAUUCCCGUGAUACUACCCAACAAUCUAUCACCUCCAAUGAAAGUAUAGAACAAAAGGAUUCUGACGACAAUGUGGUCUAUUUGGAUUCGGCGCUGGUUUGUUGGUGGGCACCACAUUGUCAAGCGAUUUCUGAUGUUCCGGAAAUUCUUGCUGCAAAGGAACACUCUGCGAUCGGCACACAUCUGAACUGCACUCGACGCUCCCACUACGGCCCUGGAGCGCGACUGACAAAACAAGCCAACCAACUGUCGAUUGACAGCAGUUUCGAAACCUCCUCCGACGGGAGUAACAAAUUCCAGCUGACCGGACUUCAGCUAGCCGAUGCAAAACGAGAGUCUACCCAGGGACUGAUAAACACACAAAUACGGGAGAGUGUUCAAAGAGCUCCUCGGUCUUUUGCACCGAAACCUACGCAGGCAGUUGGAACGACAACAGACGGCGAAUACGGUAGCAAAGCAACUGCGCAUACCAUUCCCCCUUAGCUUCGGACCACUACAACAAAUGGAACCCUUCAAACACAAGGCUGCCACGGCUACAGGCAACAAGACUCAAGGUUACGGCCGCAGACACGUUAGAGACAAUCAAUCAAGCAAGCCCGAUCACAACCCACCCACUCAUCCCGACCCUGCAUCCAAAGUGAUUUCCUACCCAAAUUCCUUCAGCAGUUUUGGAAUCAACUUUUUCUUUCACUGUGGUUGGCAAGUUUUUCCUGUGUAGACAAAAGCUUCUAGAACCUCAAGAUGCUCUCGAAGGAAUUGAUUUUGAGAUUUGUGUUUUUCACAAGGAGUAUGAUUGAUUUUUUCUGAACCCAAAAGAUAUAGAAAUUGUGG